UCCAGUCACGGCAUCCUCACAUUGAACUGAAUGAACAGACACGUCUUACUAUCCUGACAUCCUAUGAAAUAAAGCCAGAGGGCAGCCACUGUGUGUUAUUGAGUGAAAGACAAGUGAUCGUUUUGAUAACUGCGACCUAUACGGCUCCAAGAUCCUCGCAUCUGACUCAAGGAAUGAAAUCUGGCCAGUGAUGCAACGGGGAAAAACGCGUUCUCACAUCAUUCCUAAGAGAGAGACUGCUGUAAAGGACAGCUCCGUUCAUUGGUUUAAGUAGGCUAAAUACGGCAUGUUUGAUUUUGAAUUACUGGAUAAUGUCGAUUAUUGGAGUUGUACUCGUACCAGGCGAUGUGCACGAAAUCGUGUUUCGUUUAUAAAUAAAGAGGAAACACGCAGCACGUUGUGAACUGGUCAUCAGGAGCGCAAGAUUCAUCCAGUCUUCAUUCAUGGGAUGACGUCUUGGUGUAUGUCCUGUCCCAUCAACCCCUGCCCCGUCUCCUGUCUGCCUGUGAACGCGUGACUCCAGCAGGCUGAUGAGACGCUUCGUGUACUGUAAGGUGGUGUUGACCACCUCUCUGGUCUGGGUGCUAGUAGACGUUUUCCUGCUGCUGUACUUCAGUGAGUGCAACAAAUGCGACAACAAGAAGGAUCGAUCGCUCCUGCCGGCGCUGAGAGCGGUGAUGUCACGCACCCAUGAGGCUCCUGGUGAAAUGGGAAAGGCUGUGAUCAUUCCUAAAGAACAGCAUGACAAGAUGAAAGAACUCUUUAAAAUCAAUCAGUUUAACCUGAUGGCCAGUGACAUGAUUGCACUUAACAGAAGUCUGCCGGAUGUCAGGCUGGACGGAUGUAAGACGAAGACAUACCCUGACGACCUCCCGAACACCAGCAUUGUGAUUGUGUUUCAUAACGAAGCAUGGGGUACUCUCCUGAGAACCAUACAUAGCGCCAUAAACCGCUCGCCCAGACACCUACUGCUGGAGAUACUUCUGGUGGACGAUGCUAGCGAGAGAGAUUUCCUGAAAAAGAAAUUAGAGGAAUAUGUUGCCCAUCUUGAAGUUCCGGUACAGAUUUUGAGGAUGGAACAGCGAACUGGUUUAAUUCGAGCGCGGCUGAGAGGGGCAGCUGUUGCACGAGGGCAGGUUAUAACCUUCUUGGAUGCCCACUGUGAGUGCACUGUGGGGUGGCUGGAGCCGCUGCUGGCCCGGAUUAAAGAGGACAGAAGGGCUGUGGUCUGCCCUAUCAUUGAUGUCAUCAGCGAUGAGACAUUUGAGUACAUGGCCGGCUCAGAUAUGACCUAUGGGGGAUUCAACUGGAAACUCAACUUCAGAUGGUAUCCAGUUCCUCAGAGAGAGAUGGACCGGCGAAAAGGAGACAGGACCCUUCCUGUAAGAACUCCAACGAUGGCGGGAGGUCUGUUCUCUAUUGACCGAACAUAUUUUGAAGAGAUCGGCACGUAUGACUCGGGUAUGGAUAUAUGGGGAGGAGAAAACCUGGAGAUGUCUUUUAGGAUCUGGCAGUGUGGAGGAUCUCUUGAGAUAGUCACAUGUUCUCAUGUGGGUCAUGUAUUCCGGAAAGCCACACCAUACAGCUUCCCCGGUGGAACUGGUCAAGUUAUUAACAAGAACAACAGACGACUGGCCGAAGUCUGGAUGGACGAGUUUAAAGAUUUCUUCUACAUUAUCUCACCAGGUGUGGUUCGGGUGGAUUAUGGAGACGUGUCCUCUCGGAAAGCUUUAAGAGAAGCUCUGAAGUGCAAACCAUUCUCAUGGUACCUGGAGAACAUCUACCCCGACUCUCAGAUUCCACGGAGGUAUUACUCCCUCGGAGAGAUCAGAAACGUUGAGACCAAUCAGUGUGUGGAUAACAUGGGCCGUAAAGAGAAUGAAAAGGUUGGUUUCUUCAACUGCCAUGGAAUGGGCGGCAACCAGGUAUUCUCGUACACGGCUGAUAAAGAGAUCCGUACAGAUGACCUGUGUCUGGAUGUAUCGCGGCUCAACGGACCUGUCGUUAUGCUGAAAUGUCACCACAUGAAGGGAAACCAGAUGUUUGAAUACGAUGCAGAGUAUGUGGGCAAAUGGGAAUAUGAUUUUAAGAAACGCACCUUCCUUCACAUAAUCACCCAGUCAUGUCUGACCAUCAGUCGGUUGGAGGAUGGAGCGUAUGGCCCAACUGUGGAAUACUGCGAUGAUGGCCCCCUUCAGGCCUGGGUGCUGCGCAACUUCACCCGUCUGGAGGUCUUUAGGAAGCUCUACUACAGCCCAACUGAUUACAUUCUGUAACUACCACAACUUCCUGUUUAUGGCAGGUCAGUUCUGAUAAAAUCAGCGACCCAACCCAAAGUCAACGGAAUGGAAUACAUGUAACAGUGUUACGUAAUCAGGAUACGAAAACAAAAACGAAAAAACUUCGGUACAGUUAACACAGAUUACAGUUACAUUUUGUGAAAAAAGGGAAUACUAUCAGGAUUACAUUGGUUUCAUUUAAAAUCAGUAUUUUGGCAUACAGUGGUUCCUGCUUCUGUUGUCAGUGAUGAGCCACCUGCUGGUGCAUGCGCAAAUAACACGUCUACUAAGUUUUUUAAUAUUUAUUUUGAAUUGACUGUAUUUAUAUUUGACUAAGGAAUCCAAAAGUAAUCAGAUUACAUUACUUUUAUAUUGGUGCUUGGAUUAAGUUCCUUUAAGGAAAAGACAUACAUUUCACACACGUUUUUCACGUUUUCAUGUGAAUUUCAUGUGUCUUUUCUUUAAGGGUUAUUGAAUACGUUUUUAUGAAGUAAUUUGUAACUGGAAUGGAAUACAAUUUAAAAGUAACCCUCCCAAGAUAUCUUUUCUGGAUUUUACUUUGGGUAUUUACCAACAGCAAUGUACUAAAUAUAUAGCAUAUUUUCCUUUGCAAAACAUGUAGAUGCAACCAUAUGUAACGUUUGGUCUGAGAGAAACAUUUGAAAUCAUCUUAACUUCUCUAAUGCAAUCUUGUUUUUAAGAUAUGUAUUUGAGCGAUUGAGCGAAUCUGUUAGUAAAGUCCUGGCUCAUAGUUGAACUGUUAAGAAAUUUUAACCUGAAUUUGACUUCUGGGGUCAUGGCCUACAUUCCAGGCAGGUUUUCAUGCAUUUAGAAGCAAUUACUACUGACCUUUUGAGAGAAAUAAAAGAGGACAGCAUCUCACAGGAAACACAAACGCAAUAACAUGUCUGCUAGACAUAUCCUGGUAUUUCAGACAUUACAUUUGAAAGGUGUUGUUAUUAUAUUAAUAUUUUAUUUUGAUAUGAAAACCUGCUGGCAACCAGCACACCACCUACACCGGCUUUUGUUGAGCACGAUCAGAGAAGGCGGUUUUAUUCGAGGUUGAUUAUCUGUUCGUGGUGGUUUGAAAUGGACCUGUCUUUGUUUACGAGCUCUUUUGAAGUGAUCUCAUUGUGAAAGGUUUCUUUCAUGGCCCCGGCUUUCGCAGACUCGCGGUCACAUGGCAGCUGCGCUCAUCACAAACAGAAUAAGGUUUUUUUUAUAUUUAUUGUCAAACCCCUGAAUUUUAAUGGCCACUCGAGUAUUUUUAAUAUGCAUUCUGAUUUUUUCAUCAUGGUCAGACAUCAGUGUUUCAUCAAUGCUUGUGUCUUUAUGUUUUCAACAUAUACAAGACUUUUUAUUUUAUAGUUUAGAAUUAGCAUAACGUCACAAUUGCCCGUCUGUGUGGACACUAAUACAGUAUAUAGUAAUAGUUAUUGUCAUGGUGUGAAAGGCUCAUAACACCUCCAUCAAUUAACAAGUACAGUUUGUUGUGUUACAUAUAGAUAAGGGUCAAAGACCUUAAUAUGUCCCCAUCAAAAGAAAUUCACAAAAGGAUUUUAUGUCCAUAGAAAGCACAUUAAAUGUAAGUAAAAAGUGUACUUUAUGGUUUCAACUAAGUUUAUGGAGAAUAAAAUGUCAAAAAUUGUUUGAAAUAAUGUAACAUUGUCAUUCAGUGUAACAAAUGUACAAAUUCAAACAACAUGCUUAUUCUGACUUAAAGAAUAAGGGAGCAUAUUACAUUUUAUUGUGCUUUAUAUGAGUAUUCUUAUUUACAAAUGGGCAAAACCUAGGAUAAUGGCCAAUUUUAAAAAAAGUAAAAUUACAACUAAUUAGCAUUUGGGGUGAAAGUUAUUGUCUUUUAAUAUGUCAUAAAUAGAUUUUUGUUGUAAAUAUGCCUGAAAAGAUUGUUACACUGAAUGACACUUUAGUGGGUGUCUUCUGUAAAUCAGGGAAAAUGUAUGAUAUUUAUUUUUUGCUCAGAAAAACAAAAACAAAAAUGCAAUUAACUUCAACAGAAAACUUUUUCAUUUUUUUAACAACAACAAUUUAAAGCAGUAUUACGCGUAUUGUUUCUAUGCUUAAAGCCUUUUUCAUCUUUGACCCAUGUAUAUGUAUUUUUUUAUGAAAUACAAAAGGUAAAAUAAUUUUUGCAGAGCAUUGAACAUCAAAUAAUUUACAUCAUGAAGUUCCACAAAAAAUCUAAUAAAAUAGUAAUUCUAUAUUCCAAGUGAAAAACUCAAACUAAAAUCAUGAACAGAGUCACAAUUACGCUGUAAAACUUUGCUGUAGUUUUGCAGCAGGUUUGCCAGUAACUUACUUGAGAUUGAAUGACUUUCCUAAUAGUACUGUUUUCAAUUUGAGUUCAACCAAAAUUAAAACAUUUGACUUUUGAGAUUCAAAAUGUGCAAGAAGAGACCGGCAUUAGCACAGAAACACUGCAAAAAAUGACAUUCUUCCUAAGCAUUAAUUUUUUUGAAUGAAAAUAUUUGAAACUUCAUAAAUGACGAUACAGUUACAUAACAAGAAAAGUCACCUAAGAUAUUAAGCCUUGUUUCAUGAAAGGAAAUAUAAGAACUAGGUAAGUUUAUGUUUAAAACAUGAAUAAAAUAAUAAUAAAUUAAAUCUACAGUAAAGUACUGGCAAACCUGCUGCAAAACUACAGCAACGUUUUACAGUGUAGGUAAUGAUUUAUGUUACGUUACACAGGACACGCAUUGGUCGGUUCACUGUAUCACGUGUGCUUAGUGUUAAACAGCAAAAUCAUAACAAGCAUCAACAUGUGAAUUAUACAGUAAAAUAAAAACAUAUUGCUAAAAUAAACGAAUUGCGUGGAGAUGUAUUGAUUUUAUCGGUAAACUAAUCUGGUUUCAUUGAAAUGUUGACUUAAUGGCAGACUUGUUCUCUAGUGAAAACAUGUUGUAUGUCAGAUGUGUCUUUUACCACGAGGAAUAUUUGUGACACAGAAGUUUUUUUCUUUAGGUCUUAUCUGUCACAAAUAAUUGCGAUAUUACAAUGAUAUCAUCUGUGAUUUUUAUUUCUCAUUGGCAGCUAGUGGCUGUUCAUGAUGAACUCGGAAUGCUCAAUGAUUCAUGGUGAACCUGCCACAGCAUGUGGUCCAACUCAUUUAUCUUUCUGUCUUCUGCUUCAUCUGUAAAAGAGUGUCAGAGCCUGAACAGUGUAUGGUUGAGGAGAGGCAGAACAGUGAAUAUUCUCACCUGUGUCUCAGUGUGAGAGAGUGACUGAUUACCUUCAUUCAGAGCUGUGGAGGAGCAAUCAUCUGCAGGCCGGAGGCAUUUUGGAGCAUGUGUCUGAACUCAGCAGGGCUGCAGCUUAUAUUACAUGAUUCUGAACUUCUGUUGCAUGGCACAGUGCGUAGAAACCACGUUAAACGACUUAAACAGGUCCUAUUUGUCAAAGUCUUUACUAUGUUUAUGAUGUGCUAAACAAUCGGUGUUCGGGUUUUGCGCAUUGUCAUGUUGGAAAAGGGACUGUCGCUAUACAAUUAGAAGCCCUCUCUCUCGCUAUAGCAAGCAGUCACAUCUUUUCUUAUACAUUUAUAGUGUUUAUAUUAGGGCUGUCAAACGAUUAAUCGCGAUUAAUCGCAUCCAGAAUAAAAGUUUGUGUUUACAUAAUAUAUAUCUGUGUACUGUGCAUGAUAAUUUUGUAGUUGUUAACACAUACACAUACAUGCAUAUAUUUAAGGAAAAUCUAAAAAUUAAUAAACAUUUAUAUAUAAUUUCAAUUAUGAGUAAAUAUAAAUAAAUACAUGUAAAUAUUUCCUAAAUAUUCAUGUGUUUGUAUUUAUAAAUACAAAAUUAAUAUGCACAGU
Molecule: messenger RNA, 6111 nt
Organism: Triplophysa rosa
Lineage: Eukaryota; Metazoa; Chordata; Actinopteri; Cypriniformes; Nemacheilidae
Gene: galnt13
Product: UDP-N-acetyl-alpha-D-galactosamine:polypeptide N-acetylgalactosaminyltransferase 13
Exons: 13
Coding region: 531-2276 (581 amino acids)
Cellular component (GO): Golgi apparatus
Source: RefSeq, a predicted model, not a curated record